Molecule: messenger RNA, 2022 nt
Organism: Bombus impatiens (common eastern bumble bee)
Lineage: Eukaryota; Metazoa; Arthropoda; Insecta; Hymenoptera; Apidae
Gene: Gycbeta100B
Product: guanylate cyclase soluble subunit beta-1
Exons: 14
Coding region: 134-1945 (603 amino acids)
Biological process (GO): response to oxygen levels; cGMP biosynthetic process
Cellular component (GO): guanylate cyclase complex, soluble
Molecular function (GO): guanylate cyclase activity; heme binding
Source: RefSeq, a predicted model, not a curated record
AUCGUCUCCGACGAACAGCAGGCCGACUUUCCAGUACGCGGCUCGUGUGCACGAGGUAAACAUGGCUCCCAUGGCAAUUAGAAUGGAAUGAUACGUGGAAAAGCCUUAACUAGACCGUUUCUCUCUGAUCAUCAUGUACGGAUUUGUGAAUUACGCCCUCGAGCUGCUGGUUGUGAAGACCUUUGACAGCGAGACGUGGGAGGCGAUAAAGAAAGAUGCCGCGGUUAACAUGGAAGGACAGUUUCUGGUUCGUCAGAUAUACGACGAUGAAAUUACAUAUAACAUCAUAUCGGCAGCUGUCAAUCGGCUCAACAUUCCAGCGGACGAAAUCCUCGAGCUGUUCGGCAGGAUGUUCUUCGAGUUCUGCCAGGAUUCCGGCUACGACAAGAUUCUCCAGGUGCUUGGGGCUACGCCCAGGGACUUUUUGCAGAACUUGGACGCCCUUCACGAUCAUUUAGGCACUUUGUAUCCGGGAAUGAGGGCGCCCUCUUUUCGGUGCACCGAGAGACCAGGGGAUGGAGCGCUCAUAUUACAUUAUUACUCCGAUCGACCUGGUUUGGAACACAUUGUGAUUGGCAUCGUCAAGACCGUGGCGAAGAAGCUUCACGGCACGGAUAUAGAAAUGCGGAUAUUGAAGACGAAAAACGAAUGCGACCACGUGCAGUUUUUGAUCACGAACACGUCCGGUCCUGGGGUCGUUUCAAAUCCCAUGAUCGCGGAACUUGAAACCUUAUCUGUCGAACCAAAAGUGAGCCCUAUGACCUUUUGCCGAGUUUUUCCAUUCCAUCUGAUGUUCAACCGGGACCUUACCAUAGUUCAGACUGGAUGCACUAUAACUCGAGUUAUCCCUCAAGUGUGCUCUGGUAAUUGCAAGUUGAACGACAUCCUUCUGACUGUGAGACCACAUUUAGAGUUAACAUUCGAGAACAUAUUGUCACACAUCAACACGGUUUACGUGUUACGAACGAAAAAGGGUGUAAUGCAAGUGGAUUCUUCCGAAGAAUAUUCGUACCUACGUUUGAAAGGGCAAAUGUUGUACAUACCUGAGUCAGACCUCGUCACCUUUCUCUGUUAUCCUAGCGUUAUCAACUUGGAUGACUUAACCAGGCGAGGUUUGUAUCUGAGCGACAUCCCCCUUCACGACGCCACCAGAGAUCUCGUGCUGAUGUCAGAGCAAUUCGAGGCUGAUUACAAAUUAACGAGAAACUUGGAAUUGCUUACCGAUAAAUUGCAACAGACGUAUCGUGAGCUCGACGGCGAGAAGCAGAAAACCGACAGGUUGUUGUACUCUGUGCUGCCCAUUUCCGUGGCGAACGAGCUGAGGCACUCGAGGCCGGUUCCUGCGAAGAAGUAUGACUGCGUGACCUUAUUGUUCUCCGGGAUCGUUGGUUUCGGAGCUUACUGCGCCGCUCACACGGACUCCAGUGGUGCGAUGAAAAUCGUCAACAUGCUCAAUCAGCUGUACACAGCGUUCGAUGUGCUCACCGAUCCGAAGAAGAACCCAAAUGUGUACAAGGUCGAAACUGUUGGUGACAAAUACAUGGCCGUGAGCGGAUUACCGGAACCAUGUCGUUGCCAUGCACGGUGCAUCGCUCGUCUCGCAUUGGAUAUGAUGGAUCUAGCCGCGGACGAAGUGCAGAUCGAUGGCGAGCCUGUGAAAAUCACCAUCGGCAUCCACAGCGGAGAGGUUGUGACCGGGGUAAUUGGACACCGUAUGCCUCGUUACUGCCUGUUUGGAAAUACGGUGAACCUCACCAGUCGAACUGAGACCACCGGGGAACCGGGUAAAAUAAACGUCUCCGAGGACGCAUACAGAUAUCUGUGCAUGCCGGAGAAUCAGGAUCCCCAAUUUUUGCUGGAGUACAGAGGGCCUGUGUCUAUGAAGGGCAAGUCGGAACCCAUGAACGUGUGGUUCCUGUCCAGAGAAAGGGAGCUACCUGCGUAAAUUUGCAAUCGCUGUGGCGACCGCCAUCGUAGCAAUAUUUUUACUACUCAGCUCGAGCUCUCAAUUCAUUUAGCGCA